AUGCCGCACAUCCGGCACGUGCCUUCCGAUGAGAAGGAGCUGAGGGCACGCCUGCAGGAGGCCGCCUUAGGGACGCAUCAAUCGGGACCCCGACGGCCCAAGAUGAGCGCCGCCGUAUUGAAGAGCCAGGCCAACAAAAAGCGUAAACUCGACAAAGAAGCGGCAUGGCGGGAUGAUAUCAGAGCCAAGGCCGCAGCCAUCCAAGCGAUGCAGCAGCAGGCCAAGAAAAGAAAGAAAUAAGUGUAUU
Messenger RNA from Nannochloropsis gaditana CCMP526, 247 nucleotides. RefSeq lists its product as uncharacterized. The coding region runs from base 1 to 240 and encodes 79 amino acids. The transcript has 4 exons. The record is from RefSeq and is a predicted model, not a curated record.